This is a messenger RNA of Brienomyrus brachyistius, 6766 nucleotides long. It is a transcript of the gene myofl, whose product is annotated as myoferlin like. Bases 121 to 6300 code for a protein of 2059 amino acids. NCBI's taxonomy places the organism in Eukaryota, Metazoa, Chordata, Actinopteri, Osteoglossiformes, Mormyridae. The transcript has 55 exons. The record is from RefSeq and is a predicted model, not a curated record. Gene Ontology annotation, biological process: plasma membrane organization; membrane fusion. Gene Ontology annotation, cellular component: membrane.
GUAUUUUUUUAUUAGUCACCACCUCUGGCUGCAAAUGAUGUGGCUGCGGGGACACGUCCUGCAACCUUACUGCCAGAUUCUCCGUUAGACCAUAAAACUUCUCAGAAGUUCCAUUCCACAAUGUUACGCGUUAUUGUGGAGUCUGCUAAAGGACUUCCAAAAAAGAAAAUUGGAAAUCCGGACCCCAUAACUACAAUUGUUUUUAGAGAUGAGAAGAAAAAGACCAAAUCUAUCAACAGUGAAGUAAAUCCAGUUUGGAAUGAAGCCCUUGAAUUUGACUUGAAAGGUUCAGCACUAGAUUCAUCAUCCUUUUUAGAUGUGAUUGUGAAAGACUACGAGACAAUUGGGAAAGACAGGCCGAUUGGCUCUGCAAAAAUCGCACUGAAAGAUCUGGCAACUGGUCAAGCCAAGUCUCUCCCGUCGAGAAAUUUGGUACUUGUCAAUGAAAAAAAUCAGGAUAUUGGGGCUACCAUCAAUUUAGUAAUUGGAUACGAGCCACCGGCUAACGCCCCACCUAAUCCAAAUGAGAUGCAAGUCAAUAGUGAUGCCGCUGCAAAUGGUGGAGAUGGAGGCGAUGGUGGAGAUGAGAGCAAUACCGAUGGGGGACAGGUGACGUCUCCUGGGGGAGACCCUUCUCCUGGCCAGCCUGGGAUAUCACCCCAGAAGAUCGUGAAUAGGGCCAGGAAUAGACAUCGACCUUUGUCCAACAAACCUCAGGACUUUCAGAUCCGUGUCCGAAUUAUUGAGUGUCGUCAAUUGCCUGGAAACAACAUAAAACCAGUGGUUAAGGUGUAUGUCUGUGGACAGACACAUAGAACACGAAUCAAAAAAGGAAAUAACCCAUUUUUUGAUGAGAUAUUCUUUUACAAUGUCCACAUGCUUCCCUCAGAACUGUUUGAUGAGCAUAUCAGCAUUCGGGUGUAUGACUCUUCCUCAUUGAGGGCUGACAGUCUCAUGGGUGAAUUUAAGAUCGAUGUCAGUUACGUCUACGACGAACCUGCUCAUGCCAUCAUGAGGAAAUGGCUGCUCCUGAAUGACCCGGAUGAUGCCAGCCAGAGUGCCAGGGGGUACCUCAAAGUUAGCAUGUUCAUCGUGGGAACGGGAGACGAGCCGCCGGUUGAAAACAGGGAGAAAAGUGAAGACCAGGAUGACAUUGAGAGUAACCUACUGUUGCCUGCCGGAGUAACGCUGCGCUGGGUCACGUUGACCCUGAAAGUCUUUCGGGCUGAGGACAUUCCCCAGAUGGACGAUGCCUUUGCACAGACUGUCAAGGAAGUUUUUGGAGGACAGGGUGACAGGAAGAAUCUUGUGGAUCCUUUUGUGGAGGUCAACUUUGCAGGAAAAAAGCUCCGUACAAAAGUAAUUGAGAAGAAUGCAAACCCAGAAUGGAACCAGUUACUAAAUGUCCAGGUCAAGUUCCCAUCUGUGUGUGAACGCAUCAAGCUGAUUGUGUUUGAUUGGGAUCGACUUACGAAGAAUGAUGUGGUAGGAACCACUUACCUAGACCUUACUAAAAUAGCGUCCUCUGGUGGUGAAAUUGAAGACAUAAAGUCGGGAAACGAGGCCUCUCCAGCAUUGGAAGGGAAAACCGGAGAGUCCGAAGUCGGAUUUCUGCCAGCCUUUGGGCCUUGUUACAUCAACCUCUACGGGAGUCCCCGGGAAUUCACUGGGUUUCCUGAUCCAUAUGACGACCUCAAUUUUGGGAAGGGUGAGGGGGUAGCCUAUAGAGGUCGGGUUUUGGUUGAGCUCAUAACACAACUGGAUGGGAAGGUGGACAAGCCUCUGGAUGACAUCCACAGCGAUGACAUUUUGGUGGCACAGAAAUACCAGCGACGGAGGAAGUACUGCUUAUGCGCUGUGUUUCACAGUGCCACCAUGCUCCAGGAGCCUGGGGAGCCCAUCCAGUUCGAAGUCAGCAUCGGUAACUAUGGCAACAAGCUGGACACAACUUGCAAGCCCUUGGCUUCCACCACCCAGUACAGCUGCGCUGUGUUUGACGGUAACCACUAUUACUAUCUGCCCUGGGGUGGCACCAAGCCUGUAGUGGCGAUUACAUCAUUUUGGGAGGACAUAAGUCACCGUUUGGAUGCAGUGAACGUUCUUCUGUACAUCUGUGAGAGACUGCAAUCUAACAUCACUUCGCUGAAGACGGCCAUUCAAGCGAAAGCGCCGGACACUCGUCUCGCCGAGAUCUGGCUCAAACUUGUCAAUCAGGUCAUUGAGGACCUCACGAGCUUCAAGACGCCCGACCUGGAAGGGAUGCCGAACCUGACAGCCCUGGACUUCCAGAUCAAGAAUCUGCGUGACAAAACGGUCUUGGCUAUUCGGGAGGGGGCCAGGACCAUGCUGGAGGAGGCCACGGACGUCAAGGAAGCCCUUUCGGACAUCGAAGGCUGGCUGGAGAAGCUGCAGCAGCUGGCUGAGGAGCCUCAGAACAGCAUGCCUGAUGUGAUCAUUUGGAUGCUCCGCGGGGAGAAGAGAGUGGCUUAUGCAAGAAUCCCAGCCCACCAGGUGCUGUACUCUACCUACAGUGAGCAAGCGUGUGGGAAGUACUGCGGCCGCACCCAGACCAUCCUCAUGCAGUAUCCCAUGGACAAACACAAGGGAUUGAAAGUACCAGUGCAAAUUCGUGCCAAUAUGUGGCUGGGUCUCGGAGCGUAUGAAAAGAAGUUCAACAGCUUUGCCGAAGGCACAUUCAGCGUCUUUGCUGAACUGUACGAAAACCAGGCACAGGUCUUCGGGAAGUGGGGUACCACAGGGCUGGUGAGCCGCCACAAGUUCUCGGACGUGACCGGCAAGCUUAAGCUGAAGCGGGAGUACUUUAUGCCCCCUGUUGGCUGGGAGUGGGAAGGCGACUGGUUUGUGGAUCCAGAGAAGGGGCUGCUGACGGAGGCUGACGCGGGGCACACGGAGUUCACCGACGAGGUCUACCAGAACGAGACGCGCUUCCCUGGAGGGGACUGGAAGGCUGCUGCAGAACCUUACACAGAUGUGAAUGGGGAGAAGGCCCCAAGUCCUUCGGAGUUUGAGUGUUCCCCUGGCUGGGAGUGGGAGGACGACUGGAGCUAUGACAUCAACCGGGCUGUGGACGAGAAAGGGUGGGAGUACGGCAUCACCAUUCCUCCAGAUAACAAGCCCAAAUCCUGGGUGCCGGCGGAAAAGAUGUAUCACGUUCACCGGCGGAAGAGGCUCAUCAGGCGUCGUAAGAAGGUUACGGACGUGCGCGCAACGGCGGAUCAGAAAAAGGACCAAGGGGAUCCGGAAGGCUGGGAAUAUUCCUCCUUGAUCGGCUGGAAGUUCCACAGUAAAGCGCGGCCCUCCGACACAUUCCGACGCAGGCGUUGGAGGAGGCGGAUGGCUCCUGCAGACCGCUUAGGAUCGGCUGCCAUCUUCAAACUAGAGGGGGCGCUGGGGAUUGAUGAAGAGGCCAAAGAAGCCAAAACAGAUGCAUCAACCAUGUUUGGAGCCAACACUCCCACUGUUUCCUGCAUUUUUGGGAAGCCUUACAUAUAUCAUCUCAGGGUCUAUGUUUAUCAGGCUCGAAACCUCAUAGCAAUGGACAAAGACAGUUUUUCUGAUCCUUAUUGCCACGUGUCCUUCCUACACAAGAGCAAAACUACAGAGAUCAUCAAAGCCACCUUGAACCCAACGUGGGACCAGACUCUGAUCUUCGAUAACAUCGAAAUGUAUGGAGAACCUCGAACGAUUGCUCAAAACCCACCCAGCAUUGUUCUUGAAUUCUUCGACAGUGACCAAGUGGGUAAAGAUGAGUCUCUUGGUCGGAGCACGUGCCAGCCCAUGGUGAAGCUAAAUCCGGAGACGGAGGUGUCUCCCAGGCUCCUGUGGUACACCAUCACCCAGAAGGGCAAGAAUGCUGGGGAGGUGCUGCUGGCUGCAGAACUCAUUCUGAAAGACAAGGGAAAGGAGACAGAGAUGCCUAUCUAUCCACCAAAACGAGGUGACAAGCUGUUCAUGGUACCACAGGGGAUUCGUCCUGUAGUGCAGCUCACCGCCAUCGAGAUCCUGGCCUGGGGUUUGCGCAACAUGAAAACCUUUCAGAUGGCCACCGUCACCUCUCCCAGCCUUGUGAUAGAGUGUGGAGGGGAAAUUGUUCAGUCUGCGGUCAUCAGGAACUUGAAAAGGAGUCCAAACUUCCCAGGAUCAGUGCUCUUCUUGAAAGUGCUCCUACCCAAAGAGGAAAUGUACAUGCCUCCCAUCGUGCUGAAAGUGAUCGACCACAGGCCUUUUGGAAGGAAACCUAUUGUGGGACAAUGCACCAUUGAUGAUUUGGAGGAAUUCCGUUGCGACCCCUACACAACCAAAGCAGAAGUGGCCAUGUCCUCUAAAGUGGCUCUAAUGGCAGCAGCCCCUCGCUACACAGUCAUCGAUAUGGAGGACAGGAGGCCACUGCUUCAGUCUCAGAUGGAUGUUGGGCUUAAAGGUGUUCAAAUUCAACAAGAAAAGGAGAAAGAUUCAAUAGACUGGUGGAGUAAGUUCUAUGCUUCUGUUGGAGAACAUGAGAAGUGUGGCCCUUAUCUCAAGAAAGGCUAUGAUUCCCUCAAGAUCUAUGACGCUGAACUUGAAAAUGUGCCUGAGUUCAAAGCCCUGACUGACUUCUGUAACACCUUCAAACUCCAUCGGGGAAAAUUUGAUGAGGAUGAAGAAGAUGUAGCAGUGGUUGGAGAAUUCAAGGGUUCAUUCAGAAUCUACCCUCUGCCGGAUGAUCCCGCCAUUCCGUCACCCCCCCGACAGUUCAGGGAGUUACCCGAGAGCGGGCCUCAGGAGUGCCUGGUCAGGAUUUACAUCGUCCGAGGAAUCGACCUGCAGCCCAAGGACAACAAUGGCCUGUGUGAUCCAUACAUUAAAAUCUCCCUGGGAAGGAAGGUCAUUGAAGACCGAGAGCACUACCGGCCAAACACUCUUAAUCCGGUGUUUGGAAGGAUGUUUGAACUUUCCUGCUUCCUCCCUCAAGACAAAGACCUGAAAAUUUCCAUCUAUGAUUAUGAUCUACUGAGCCGUGAUGAAAAAGUUGGGGAGACAAUGAUUGAUUUGGAGAACCGAUUACUCUCCCGAUUCGGUUCAUAUUGUGGAUUGCCACAGACAUAUUGUGUCUCAGGAAUAAACCAGUGGCGAGACCAGCACAAACCAUCUGAGAUCCUGCUCAACUUGGCCCGCCUAAAAGGCGUUUCUCCACCGGUGAUAAAGGAAGAUGGAAGUGGCCUGUCAUUUAAUGAACACGACUACACCCUGUCUGAAUUCGAGCACAGCAAAGAGAUCCACGAACAUCUGGGUGAACCCAAGGAGAGGAUAGCCCUGCACGUGCUCAGGACACAAGGUUUGGUGCCCGAACACGUGGAGACCAGGACCCUGUACAGCACCUUCCAGCCCACACUCUCUCAGGGGAGGGUUCAGAUGUGGGUCGACGUAUUCCCCAAAAGUCUCGGCGUUCCUGGCCCUCCGUUUGACAUCUCUCCACGCAAACCGAAAAAGUUCUUCCUGCGUGCAAUUGUUUGGAACACGACUGAUGUCAUUUUGGAUGAAACCAGCAUCACGGGCGAGCACAUGAGUGACAUUUAUGUGAAAGGCUGGAUGCCAGGAAUGGAGGACGACAAGCAGAAGACUGAUGUCCACUACAGGUCCCUGGAUGGAGAUGGCAAUUUUAACUGGAGAUUUGUCUUUGGAUUUGAGUAUCUUCCUGCCGAACAACUGUGCCUUGUUUCCAAAAAAGAACAUUUUUGGAGUCUUGACAAAACCGAGUUCAGGAUUCCACCAAAGUUAAUUCUUCAGAUAUGGGACAACGAUAAAUUCUCAUUGGAUGACUACUUGGGCACUGUUGAGCUGGACUUGCUGCACCUGGUUUCCCCUGCUAAGACGCCGGAGAAGUGCAAGCUGGAGAUGAUGGAAAUGACCUCUCCGAAAGACCACAGGACCACCUCACUUUUCGCUCAGAAAUCUGCCCGGGGCUGGUGGCCGUGUGCGAUGGAACAGAAUGGAAAAAAAAUUCUUGGGGGGAAAGUAGAAAUGACUCUGGAAAUUGUGAACGAGACCGAGGCAGAUGAGAGACCCGCUGGGAAGGGAAGAGAUGAACCCAACAUGAACCCGAAGCUGGAUGCUCCAAAGCGGCCAGAAACCUCUUUCUUCUGGUUCACAAAUCCAUGCAAGACCAUGAAAUUCAUUGUGUGGCGCCGAUUUAGGUGGAUCUUCCUCGGGCUGAUCUUGCUUGUGCUCGUGCUGCUCUUCUUCGCAAUUAUGCUCUACUCCCUCCCGAACUACAUCUCAAUGAAAAUUGUCAAACCAUGAAUUAUCCCAAUAAGCCCUGCUGCCCCCAUUCCCACGGCACUGCAGGCAUCACGCGGUGUGAGGACCUGCAUCUUCUCCAUGAUGUCUUCUUGGACGGGGCCAUUGUUAAAACCCAUACAAUAAUCAUUCAUUUCGUUCAUCCUUACUCUUUUUUUUUUUUUUUUUUGCAAGGAAAUUGAAGAAAUAUUGCUUUACAUCAUUGUCAUUUUCCAGUUUGUAUAAUGGACCGUUUUGAAAUUAAGCAACGUUGUGUAUUAAGGAUUUAAAGAGAGAACACGGAGUCACAGGUUGAAUGUGUGAAUAUUUGCAUGGCACAGUAGAACUUACAGUUUCAUGGAUUUUGGUUGUGGUAUCUGUACAGGCUUUUAGAUGAUAUAUUUAGACAACAUGUUCCAGAUGUUUGAGGAGGUUAAAAGAGAAACUGAUUUUUUCACAUUUUCCAUUAAAGUCUUAAGGUGCCACUUCA